AAAGUUUGCGGACCCAAGCGCCUAAAGGCGAACGUAAUUAGCUGCAUGCUGUAGACGCAUUGUACCAUCAACGCACCUCGACCAAAACCAUUACAGGCAUAAUUCACGAAGCACCUGCCUCAGGAUAACAAUUGAGGAUGAAGGAUAGCAAACAGCUGCCUGGAUCGCAUCAAAAGCCUAUCAAAACAUUUGAGGGUCAUAAAAAAUACAUAACCUCCAUCGCAACUUUUCCGGAUGGCAGGAGAAUAGCGACUGCAUCGAUCGACAAGACGAUACGGAUAUGGAGGCUUGAGGACGGCGCAGAGAUGAUGAAGUGGGUGGCGAAGCAGCGCGUUACCGCACUUGUACUCUUGGAAAACGGGAAACGGGUUGUCAGUGCGGAGGGAGAGUUCCCAGACGAUUUUGAUGAAGACGAUUUCGAUGAUGUGUUGCAUUGGCAGUUAUGGGUACGUGAUGUUGAGAGUGGGAUGGUGAUCGCAGGUCCAUUGGAAGGUCACACAAGCAUGGUGAUUGCUUUGGACAUUUCCCCUGACGGAGAGAUGUUGGCCAGCGGGUCAUACGAUCGCACAAUCAUUUUAUGGGACACUAGCACCUGGCGAAAGAAAGGUCAUCCUCUCUUGUGUGGCUCAUACGUCACUUGCAUCCGAUUUUCUCCGACUGGUCAACUCGGUGUUGCUGCCAAGGAAGAUAUCCACAUAUGGGACUUGAAUCAAAGGAAGCGUCUUGCUCGAUUCAAGGGCCACUACGACCUCAACACUGCAUGCAACUAUUCGCUCACCUGGACUCGUGAUGGUACACAUCUCCUCUCAGCAGGUGAUAAAUAUGAUCCUGCCAUUCGCUCAUGGGACACAUCCACCUGGAAACAGGCUGGUGAUCCCUGGACUGGCCAUGACGAAGACAACUACAUCUACCAUAUUGUAUUGAACCCAGCGGGCACCCUUCUCGCAUCAGCAUCUGCCGACUGCACUGUUCGAUUGUGGCAGUUUCCCACAGGCACAGAAGUCGCCCGAUUUGAGCACUCAGAUUGGAUGUCGCGUGUUGCAUUCUCGGUGGAUGGACGCUAUAUAUUCAGUGGCGGCGACGACAAAAAAAUCUCGCAAUGGGAGAUACCUGAGGAUGUGCUCAUAGCAGCGGAAAUUGGUCUUCUGUCCAGCACGAAGAAUGAGGCUGCUCUCCGCAGGCAAAAGACAAAACGCCUGCUUAAUUCAGAGAUUCCUGGCCAGCGCCGAAACAAGCCGGCGACCUACCAGCGCUUCAACACAUCUCAUGGAUGGGAUGCUGCAUCACCACUCGCUCAUGCAGAACGCUCUUCAUCUUCUCGCUUGCUCGAUGUCAAGACCUUUUUCAAUGGCAUCCGACCGUCAUCUGACAAUAAGGGGAAGCAAAAGGAGCGCCGGCCGAAACGAAAUGCUCCCCAAGUCGUCGAUGUUCCUCUUGGGCAAGCUACAUACGGCGAUGUCGUUGGUGUGGACGAUGGAAUACGACCAUAUGUACUCUUCUUUUGCCUCAGCUGGUUCCAGAAAAAGAAGAAGAAACCGGAUCCACCACGACCAGUCUAUGACGACGAACUCGAUGACGACGAAUCUGAGCAUGCCAUUAUUGAUGUUCCUAUACCUACUACACGGACCCAAAUUGACACCGCCAAAAAAACUAAAUUGACGCCAGUGUCUUUUUUCCAGUCGCAGCCAGAGGCAGGUCCAUCUCGCCUUGCACCGCCAGUUGAAGUAGACAUUGUCAAUGUCCCAAUGCCCACUACCAGAAUCGUCCAGCACGAAGAAAUGGAGUUGACACCGAUGGCUAGUUAGUCACAGCCAGUGGCAGGACCGUCUUGCCUUGUCGAAGAACACGCGGGAGAAUAGUCUUCGUAGUCAGUUUUAUCUCUCGAGCUUUACGUCGUACUUACAGUUUCAUAUCAUCUUUGACUCUCUCCGCAACAACCAUAACAUUUACAAUUGAUUAUGAAGGUUCUUGCGACUUUUUACUCAGACCAAAGCGUCGACAGCUUGAGAACUGAACAUUCAACAAUUCAUUGCAGACUUGACUUAUGAUGCCUAUGCGUUGUUGAGACACUUGUCAAUUUCAAGCUGGUUACCCUCA
Suillus subaureus is the source of this 2097-nucleotide messenger RNA. Its product is annotated as WD40-repeat-containing domain protein. The transcript has 8 exons. The coding region runs from base 138 to 1805 and encodes 555 amino acids. Lineage: Eukaryota; Fungi; Basidiomycota; Agaricomycetes; Boletales; Suillaceae. Gene Ontology annotation, molecular function: protein binding. The record is from RefSeq and is a predicted model, not a curated record.